Messenger RNA from Cloeon dipterum, 3408 nucleotides. It is a transcript of the gene Fas3, whose product is annotated as fasciclin 3. NCBI's taxonomy places the organism in Eukaryota, Metazoa, Arthropoda, Insecta, Ephemeroptera, Baetidae. The transcript has 10 exons. The record is from RefSeq and is a predicted model, not a curated record. The coding region runs from base 291 to 1955 and encodes 554 amino acids.
GCAGCGUCGUUCGCUUGAACUCAUAGCAAGCAUAGAGGUUUGACCGGGAGUGCAGCGUUUUCAAGGACUAGCCUUCGUUGCUCGCACCUCGCUCGCUCGGCAUCGUUUCGCCUGCACAGCGUCUGACGCCACUUUGGAUGUACAUACACCUGACUUUGAUUGUGUGAGAAAUCAAGCCGCCGGCAAGUGGUGGAUUAGCCGUAAUCAGCUGCCGUUAGUGAGUCCCUAGCCGUUCAGCUCGCUAGAACCCUUGCAAGUCUGAAGUUUGCGAAUCCCGCGGACGCUUUACCAUGACGUUGUGCUCGACAAUUAGGCUUCGGACGUGUAUCGUCCCCAUCUUGCUGGCGCUCUGCACAGCUUCUGUGCACUCUCAGUCAGCGCCAAGAAUCAUGGUUGAGCCCAGAGAAGCAAAGGUUGUCAAAAUUGGAGACAAUUUUGAAUUUUUGUGCAAAGCAAACAAGCCAAUUAUGUACUGCAGCAUCAAGUACACCAUCGGGAGCUUGAGCAUUAGAGAAAAUACCAAGAAGGACACCUACGAGUACUUUGGAAAAAAUUUCCAAAACGGCGACUGUGGAGUCAGGUUUUUGGGCGUCACUGAGAAUUUGCAUGGGAACAUCUCUUGCACAGUGGGCAUUGUGGACAAUGAUCUAGAGGGAGUGGGCUACACUAACUUGAUUGUGGCCAUCCCCCCCAACUCAGUUGAACUGAGCAUCGACAAGAAGGAGUACAAGGAAAAAGAGGAAAUUGUAAUGAGCUGCAAAGCCUAUGGAGGUCGUCCUGCGCCAACUGUUACCCUCUACCUUGGCAAUGACACUCUGGCCACAAGCAAGCCUGGCCAGGACGUCGUGAACCACAAUAGGCAGGCUGACUACAAAGACAACAACAAGAAAGUGAUUUGCAAAGCUACUCACAUUGCUUCCUCAAAAGAUGACGCAAAAAUGACCGAGAGGAACUUAAUCAUCCAAUUCAAACCUCAGCCAAUCAACAAUUUGGGAACCAUCAACAAGUUUGGCUUCUUUGAGGGCGUGGAGGGCAUCAUCACCCUGGACAUCUUUUCAAAUCCUAGACCUUCAAAGUUGUCGUGGAAAGUUGAUAACGAAGCCCCUGACUUGGCGCUCUACUACCCUAUGAAUGAAAAGAAUGUUGUACCGAACGAUGAUGGCUCUUAUGCUGCCAAGUUUAGAAUCUACAAAGUGUCGAGAGAGGACGUGGACAAGACAUUUACACUGAUUGCCACCAAUCAAUUUGGUUCGGAGACAUACAAUGUCAAGAUCUCCUUCGAUCCCACUCCAAAGGAAGAGGAAACAUCUCUGGGAGCCGGGUCCAUUGUGGCCAUCAUCGUGGCCGUCCUCAUUGUGUUCGUAGCCAUUGUGCUCACCCUGUUCGCCCGUACAACAGGACGCUGGUGUUUUGCCGCUGGAGUUCCUGCUCAGGGAGAUAAGGAGGCGCUCGAGGACAGUGACACACACGUCAAGGCAGGGUGGUUGCCCACUAUUGGCUCCUCCUACAAGGCCGUGGCCACCACUGAAGAAGCUUCUUCGGUUACCCUGCCGAAAAUCAUUGACCCCCAAAUUAACACCGCGCCGAAGGCCGUGCUUGAAACUAAUAUUGACAUUGAAGAAAGUGGAGGCGUUCUCCAAAGCAGUGACACCGAGAGCGCAGACAAGGUUGCUGCCGUCGGCGCCGGCCAGCAUGCUGGCAUCCGCAUUCGCAACUACCUGAGGGACAAGAUCAACAGCUUCAAGACCUCUUCAAAGGUCCCUACUAGCGAGGAAGAAGCAAAGGAUGCGGAAGCCGCAGAGCAGAAGACGGCCCCUCCAACAGCGUCUGAUGGUGUGGUCUAUGCUGAGCUCGAACUGAGGAAGCCUGGAGACACUCCAGUCAUCCGAGACGAUGGCGAGAAGACCGAAUACGCCCAGAUCGUGAUUCCUGCGCAGAACGCUGCCAAAGUUUAAAGAGACCAACAGAAGAAACAAAAGAUAAAUUUCGGCUUAAUGGAGUGGACUACAAGCCCACAUUAAAAUUGAACUGCAUUUAAUUUUGAAAUAUCUCGAUUAAUUUUGUCUUGCUGAGAAACAAACUGCCUAAAUUCAAGAAAAAAAUGCGCUCUUUAAAAACAUGAAAGACUCUACUCUGUAUUCUGUUGACUGAUUCUCAUGCAGGAAAACAUUAAUUUUUUAUUCAAGCACCUGCCAUUGUUGAAUGGCAAUGAGUAUUUUUUACUUUGUAUUGUAUGCUAUACUUGAUCUCCUCUCGAUUGUAUUGACAUGCUAACAGAAUGAUUAAAAAAGGAAAUUUGGCAGCUCGCGUUAUAGCUUGCUGUGAGAUGCUGCACAUAGGAAAGUCACUAGGCUGCACAUUUUUUUAAAUUGCUGCAUCGGUCAUAGCCUUCAACACUUGACAAAAGACCAAAAUCGCUUUUCAAAAGCCGAUUAAAGAAUGAUUUGUAUUCUACAAUGAAACAAGAAGUACAAUGUGUUUUUGAGAGGAAAUUAAACCUUAUAGGAUUACUGGAUGCGAAUGUUUGAGUAAUAUUCAACUGGCAACUGCUGAUGAUAUUGAACUACAUCCGAUUGGAAUACUAACAUUGUAGAUUUUUUAGGACUCGUGGUAUCAAUGUGACCUGUUUGAGACAUUCUAUUUGCAGAUUAAGCAUUAAAUACAAGAUACAAGUAUAACAAUAUUACGUAGAUAAAUUUAAAGGAAUUAAGACCUUGCAAUAGUUAUUAUGCUUUUAUUUUCAUAAUGAUUUUUAAUUUCUAGGAGACCAGUGACCACACUUAACCAAGAGGUGUUAUCUUAAAUUGUCCCGAUCAAUCUUUUUUAAUUUAUGGGAUUAUGCAAUGGAAAGUGGAUGUGAACUAGCACCUGUUUCAACUUAAUUAUCAGUAAUCCUGACAAGAUGAACUGUAAACUGAUUUGGUUAUUUUUUUAGUUUUUUUUUAUUUUAAGGUAAAUCCACUGUGAAAUAUAAUUGAAAUGAACAAUCAAAUACGCCUUUUGUAAACCGAAACGCAUGUAGGGUCCAACUUAAGUGUUGUGUUUAAACUUAAAUAAUAUAAUUAUGUGUAAACUGAGGGAUGUGCUUUGUGUUAUAAAUGUAAAAGAGGCGCGCUUGACUCGCACCAGAGCAUAACAUCACUCAGUAUGAUCCCUUCUUAAAUAAACACAGCUAUAUUUGUGUCCACUCAAUGUAUCAUAGUGUAAGAAGUUUUCUGAUUGAAAUCGCAUUUUUAUAUUAAUAUCCACAUUAACUUACAGGCAGCGUCAACACACUUAUGUAAUUCAUGACUUUGAGGCAACAUCUAUGACUAAUUUUGAAGCUCUUUCUCUCUGUUUAUUUAUUUUGGACAGAUACGUUGCUUGACUAUUUCUUAAGAAUGUCUAAAAUAAAGCGAAGAGCAAGAA